AUGGCCAGAGGAAACCAACGUGAUUUGGCAAGGGCCAAGAACCAAAAGAAACAAGAGGAGCUCAAGAAAAGUCAGAAGAAGGGUGAUAAGAACAAAAGGAUGGAGAAUGAUGCUGCUCAAAUGAGGGCCAAGCAAGCUGCGGGAUUGUUAUUUGAUCUUGAUUCGUAUCACGAUGUCAAGACUAGCGAUGGUACGACCAUGCGUAUUUUCCUUUACCAUCCAAAAAUCCCCAACUACCCCAAAGUCAAAUUUCCAGCAGUGAUUGUAUACAGUGAGAUUUAUCAGGUAACUUCGCCCGUUGCAAGGUUUGCUAGAGAUAUUGCUGGUCAAGGUUUUAUUGUUGCAGCACCUUCGAUUUAUCACAACUUUGAAGGACCCGAGCCACUCGCAUACGAUGUCGAAGGUACCGAUAAGGGAAACAAUUACAAAAUUGAAAAGGAAUUGCAAUCCUACGACGAAGAUUCAAACUUGACGAUUGACUAUUUAUUAAGUUUGCCAACAUGUAACGGAAGUAUUGGUGCCACGGGUAUGUGCCUCGGUGGCCAUUUGGCUUUUAGAACCGCAUUGGAUCCACGGGUCAAGGCAGCAUUUUGCUUUUUUGCUACAGAUAUCCACUCGCAUUCUUUGGGAAAAGGCAAGAACGAUGACUCGUUGAAAAGAUGCGGAGAGAUCAAAGGUGAAUUGAUCAUGGUGUUUGGCGAUAAAGACAACCAUGUUCCAUUAGAGGGCAGAGACUUGAUCAGAAGCGAAUUAAGACGUCACAAUGUCCAGUUGACAUUCAUUGAGGUCAAUGAUGCUCAACAUGCUUUUAUAAGAGACGAAAAUAGUAAAGGAAGGUAUGAUCCUGCAGUUACCGGUUUAUGUUUCGACUGGUUGUUGGAAUUAUUCAAUCGUCGCUUGAAAUUGGACUACGGAGAUCACGACGGGAAGAACAGGGUCAUUGAAGAUGUCUGUUAG
Messenger RNA from Lodderomyces elongisporus, 957 nucleotides. RefSeq lists its product as uncharacterized. The record is from RefSeq and is a predicted model, not a curated record. The transcript is spliced from 3 exons. NCBI's taxonomy places the organism in Eukaryota, Fungi, Ascomycota, Pichiomycetes, Serinales, Debaryomycetaceae. Bases 1 to 957 code for a protein of 318 amino acids. Gene Ontology annotation, molecular function: hydrolase activity.